AUGGAGGACCCAUCGCCUCGCGUGCUGCUGUACAUCCUACGCCGCGAUGCUCGCCUCUCGGACAAUCCCAUCUUCCACGCUGCAUCCGCCAACUUGAAGACGAAUACAUUUACGAAACCAGUAUACGCCUCUGAUACCCACAUUCGCAAUGAUUCCUUUAUUUCAGACCAGGAUGUCCCUUCCUUCACGCAUCUUUUACCUGUAUAUAUCUUUCCGUCCAACCAAGUCGAAGUCUCCGGAUUUCUUCCAGAUCCAACCAUGGAAUCUCCAUAUCCAAAAGCAAAAAGCCUUGUCGCAGGCUUCUGGAGGACUGGACAUCACCGAGCAAAGUUCAUGGCCGAAGGUGCGUGGGACCUGAAAGAGAAAUUACAAAGCCUUGGUUGCGGAUCCGAUCUACAAAUAAGAGUUGGAAAGACAAGCGAAGUGGUAGAAAACAUAUUGCAAUGGUAUAUAGACGAGAAGAGAGCUGGCCGUAGUACUGUGGACGUUGCAGGCAUAUGGAUGACAGCAGACGAGGGCCAAGAAGAGAAGGAUGACGAGGCGGAUGUGCAGCGAAUUGCUUCCGAGAGAGAGGUGGCGUUCAAGGCAUGGGCUGACGAAAAGUAUUAUAUUGACAAUCGAGAUUUACCCUUGAACGACAUUACCGACCUCCCGAACGUAUUUACGACAUACCGAAAAUCUCUGGAACCACUCCGAUCACGUCCGCGGCCAAGUAUACCCGCUCCUACACAGCUUCCACCAUCGCCUCCGCAAAUCCCGCCUCAACAGCGUCCCUUUGAAAUCCCAACAAGCCGAGAAGGAUUGAUCAAAGCUCUAUUGCAACCACUAGAAGAUGACCCCAGUCACAACUUGCCGCACCCACCUCAGUGGCCUCCGGAGACCAAAUCCUCGCAUCCUUUCCCCGGAGGCGAGACGGCAGCCCACGAGAGACUUCGCUACCUCAUCUCGGAUGGUGCAAUGAGAACGUACAAAGAGACGCGAAAUGGGAUGGUCGGAGUCGACUACAGCACCAAGCUUUCCGGUUUUCUUGCUCAAGGUCACAUAACUGCACGUCAAAUACACUGGGCAAUGAUGGAUUUCGAAGAAGGGAGAGGCCCUGGUGAACAUAUUCCAGGCUAUGGCAAAGGUGAAAAUGACGGCACUGCGGGUGUGAGAUUUGAAUUGUUGUGGCGGGACUACAUGCAUCUCUGUGCGCGCAAAUUCGGCAACAAGAUGUUCUGCCUCAACGGGAUACAAGAUCUAAGCAAAACGCGGAAAUCCAGCGACGUCGAGCCCGACUCCCACCACGAGCAGCGCCCCCCACGCAAACGCUGGAAAGGCGUGCACCACACCAGCGGCCUAGGCGACACCCCCGAACGCACGCGUGAAGUCUUUGGCCGAUUCCGCUCCGGCCGCACCGGCAUCGGCCUCAUCGACGCCGCGAAUCGCGAGGUCUUCCUCACAGGUUACACGUCCAACCGCGCCCGCCAAAACGUAGCUUCCUUCCUGUCAAACUCCUCCCACCUUGGUAUCGACUGGCGCGUCGGCGCGGAGUGGUACGAGUACCUCCUUAUCGACUACGACAUGGCUAGCAAUUGGGGCAACUGGCAGUACGUCGCCGGUGUAGGGAACGACCCGAGACAAGGCCGCGUUUUCAAUCCUGUCAAGCAGGCGCUAGACUAUGACCCGCAGGGCGAGUAUAUCAAGGCGUGGGUGCCUGAGCUACGGCAGCUUCCCCUGACGAAGAGCGUGGCGUUGAAUAAGCAGGAGAUUGACGAGCAGAAGCUGAUGGGGCUCUAUCAGGCGUGGAGGUUGGGUGAUUGGGACAAAGACCGGCUGGGGCUCAGAGGUGUAGAGUGGGUUGAGUGGCCGCUGGUCAAGAUACAAUUCUCCAUCAGUAGAGGUCGGGGCAGGGGGGGUUCGGAUGGGCGAGGUAGGGGUAGAGCGUGGAGAGGUCGGAGUCGCGGUAACGACAGAGGGAAGGCGAGGCUCGCGGUCGAGAAACAGAUGGAAAAUUCACAGAUCGUGGAUGGGACUGGGGGGUAG
Molecule: messenger RNA, 2025 nt
Organism: Paraphaeosphaeria sporulosa
Lineage: Eukaryota; Fungi; Ascomycota; Dothideomycetes; Pleosporales; Didymosphaeriaceae
Product: cryptochrome
Exons: 4
Coding region: 1-2025 (674 amino acids)
Biological process (GO): photoreactive repair
Molecular function (GO): damaged DNA binding; FAD binding; deoxyribodipyrimidine photo-lyase activity
Source: RefSeq, a predicted model, not a curated record